Molecule: messenger RNA, 1026 nt
Organism: Hibiscus syriacus
Lineage: Eukaryota; Viridiplantae; Streptophyta; Magnoliopsida; Malvales; Malvaceae
Product: zinc finger protein ZAT4-like
Exons: 1
Coding region: 13-981 (322 amino acids)
Source: RefSeq, a predicted model, not a curated record
GAUCAUUCUCUAAUGGAACAAAAUAGAGAGAAGAAGUUUGUUUGCAAGUAUUGCAACAAAAGGUACCCUUGUGGUAAGUCCUUAGGGGGUCACAUGAGGACUCAUAUGAACAAUGAGAAUCGUGCUGAAGCAGAGGGAAGAGCUGAAAUCUCCUCCAUAAACAAGUUUCUUUCCACAUCUAAUGCAACUUAUGAUCUGAGGGGAAACCCCAAGAAAAGCAAGAGAUUUUCUGAUGAAUCAGGCAAUGGCACUUUGCUCAGAGAGAUGAUGAUUUGCAAAGAAUGUGGUAAGGGUUUCCAGUCAUUGAAAGCACUCUGUGGUCACAUGGUUUGUCACUCUGAGAAAGAGAGGGUCUUCCAGAGAUUUGAGGAUCAUUGUGAUGAUCAAUCAGACACUGAAAAAUCAGCAAGUAGGAUGAGGAGAUCCAAAAGAACAAGGUUAAAAAAUUGUACCUGUUCAAUUUCUAUACCAAAUGGUUCAUCAUCUGUUUCAGGGAUUGAGGAUCAGCAAGAACAAGAAGAGGUUGCUGUGUGUUUGAUGAUGCUUUCAAGGGACUCUUCUGGUUGUAACAAAGGAUUGAACUCGGUUGCUUAUUCUUCAGAUAACAACUCGGUUGUUUUGGAGGCUAAAUCAUCUGUUAAGAAACAAAGGGAAACCAAGCUGAAAUCUACCGAGACUGGACCCAAGAAAAUGAAGUCAAGAAUAGGAGCUGAAGAUGUGAGUAAAUUCAAGUGUUCAUCGAAUGGCAAAGCUGAGAAGAAGUUAGGGUCAAAGAGGAAGAAAGGGCACGAGUGCCCUUUCUGUUUCAGGGUUUUCAAGUCAGGCCAAGCUUUGGGAGGUCACAAAAGGUCACAUUUUGUUGGAGAUCCAGAGGACACAACAUUGCUCAUCAAACAAGACUCACCAGAGAUGCCAUUGCCACCUCUAAUUGACCUUAACCUUCCAGCUCCUGGUGAAGAAGAUGCAAUUUACAGUGUAUAAAAUGAACAAAUUUUACUUCUUUUUUAUCCUUCUGCUAUAAGGUAA